This is a messenger RNA of Lepisosteus oculatus (spotted gar), 1247 nucleotides long. The record is from RefSeq and is a predicted model, not a curated record. Lineage: Eukaryota; Metazoa; Chordata; Actinopteri; Semionotiformes; Lepisosteidae.
GCCAAUGGGGACGGUGUGAACCUCGCCGACGGGCGGAACCGGAAGUGCCCUUGCCGGCGAGCUCCCGGAGCGAGGCCAUUUGCCAGUUCAGUGUGCCAGUUGCUGAGGUCUUAUCCGGUAAGUCCGCGACAAAACAAUUGAUUAAGCGCCGAAGACGAAGCCACCGCCGCCAUGGUGAAGCUCUUCGUGGGCAACCUGUCGCCCGACACCACGGCCGAGGAGCUGCGCGCCCUCUUCUCCCAGUACGGCAAGAUCUCGGAGUGCGACAUCGUGAAGAACUACGGCUUCGUGCUGAUGGACAGCAAGGCGCAGGCCGACGAGGCCAUCCGCAGCCUGCACCACUACGAGCUCAACGGGCAGCCCAUGAACGUGGAGUUCAGCCGGGGCAAGGCCCGGCCCUCCACCAAGCUGCACGUGGGCAACAUCGGCAGCGGCUGCACCAACCAGGAGCUGCGGGCCAAGUUCGAGGAGUACGGCCCCGUGGCGGAGUGCGACAUCGUCAAGGACUACGCCUUCGUGCACAUGGAGCGGGCCGAGGACGCCAUGGAGGCCAUCAAGGGCCUCAACAACACGGACUUCCAAGGUGAGGGGGCCCGGGGGGAGGCGGGCGCAGUUCUUGUGGUGGGAGAUGCUUUACACAGAGGGUGGCGGGGGUGGGGAACAGGCCGCCCGGCCUUGUGGUCGAAGCUGGUCCUCUCACAGCACAGCCGGGAGAGAUCCUGCAGUCUGGGCAGGAGGCUCUGCCUUACACAAAGGGUGGUGGGGGUGGGGAACAAGCCGCCCAGCCUUGUGGUUGAAGCUGGUACUCUCACAACCAGAGCCAGGCGAGAUCCUCCAGUCUGGGCAGGAGGCUGUGCUUUACAUGAAGGGUGGUGGGGGUGGGGAACAGGCCGCCCAGCCUUGUGGUCGAAGCUGGUACUCUCACAGCACAGCCAGGCGAGAUCCUCCAGUCUGGGCACGGGGCUGUGCUUUACACAGAGGUGGCGGGGGUGGGGAACAAGCCACCCGGCCUUGUGGUCGAAGCUGGUACUCUCACAACCAGAGCCAGGCGAGAUCCUCCAGUCUGGGCAGGAGGCUGUGCUUUACACAAAGGGUGGCGGAGGUGGGGAACAAGCCACCCACGCUUGUGGUUGAAGCCAAUCCCCUUGCUUCCUUUACAAACUGGCUGGAUCAGACCCUCCAGUCUGGACAGGAGGCUGUGCUUUACACAGAGGGUGGUGGGGGUGUGGAACAAGCUGCCCACGCUU